Messenger RNA from Setaria italica (foxtail millet), 1282 nucleotides. RefSeq lists its product as uncharacterized. The transcript has a single exon. The record is from RefSeq and is a predicted model, not a curated record. Bases 151 to 933 code for a protein of 260 amino acids. NCBI's taxonomy places the organism in Eukaryota, Viridiplantae, Streptophyta, Magnoliopsida, Poales, Poaceae.
AUAAAACCCACGCCGCACGCCUCCUUAGCCGGCCGAAACAACCACAACACACAGGCGAAGCAAACCCGCACAGGGAGGGACAGCGCAGACCUCUCCCUCCCAUUCCCGUCUCCCCGACGCGCUCCCCGCAUCCCCUCCCCAAUCCCGCCCAUGUGGCCGUCGUCGUGGGUCAAGACGCGCAGCUCCGACUCCGCCGCGGCCUCCACCACCUCCACCGCGCUCGUCGCGUCCCCGCGCCUCUCCUUCCCAUCCCCGUCCCUCAAGGACCUCCGGACGCUGCUCGCGCCGGACUCCCCCGCGGCGUCCCCGUGCUCCUCCGCCUCCUCCCCGUCGCCGCGCGUCUUCCACCGCAUCCGCGUCGCCGCCUCCGCGCUCCGGGUCCUCCGCACGCUCCAGCAGUCCCCGACCGCGCCCGCCAACGGCUGCGCUGGGGAGCACCACCCCGCCGCCCCCGGCGGGGGCGGCGGCGGGCGGGUGGUCCUCUACUUCACCUCGCUCCGCGUGGUCCGCGGCACCUACGAGGACUGCCGCGCCGUGCGGGCCAUCCUGCGGGGGCUCCGCGCCGCCGUCGACGAGCGGGACCUCUCCAUGGACCCCGCCUUCCUCCCCGAGCUCGCGGCGCUGCUCCCCCACCCGCAGCGCCGCCGCGUGACGCUGCCCCAGGUCUUCGUCGGCGGCCGCCACCUCGGCGGCGCCGAGGAGGUCCGGCGCCUCCACGAGUCCGGCGAGCUCCGCCGCAUCGUCGCCCCCUCCCCGGCCUUCCCCUCCGCCUGCGCCCGCUGCGGCGGCGAGCGGUACGUACUCUGCGGCGCCUGCGACGGUAGCCACAAGCGGUACAGCCUCAAGGGCGGCGGCGGGUUCCGCGCCUGCGCCGACUGCAACGAGAACGGGCUCGUCCGGUGCCCCGGCUGCUGCGCCCCCGCCGCUGCCUGAUCCAGAUCCGAGAUCCGGCUUGGUCCCCUGGUUCGGGCUCCCCCCACCUCUAAUAACUCUAAACUCUCUCUAGAAGUACUAGCAGUACUCUGUACUCCACUCGCCAUCAAACUUGAUUAGGAGGAGAUCGUUCGUGCCGCGUCUGGUACUGUAGUUAUUGCUACUGCUAAGCGAUUACUAGUGUUCUCAAGCCAGUUUACAGCAGAUCAGGAGCUGGGGCUCUGGAGUUACUUAUUAGAUUUCCUCCAACCUUGGAUUAUAGUAGAACAUUAAUACCACUACUAGAACAGCCGUUUCAGUUCCUUUGUGCUCUUGGUUAAUCUGUUUUUCAUCAGUCUUUGGGGAGCCA